AUGGCACCAAUACCAACUACUUCUCAAGAUGCAAAUGUCGGACUAUUUCAUCCUAAGGUCAUUGCCCUUUCAUUGGGCGUCUCAGCAACUGCAUACCUCUCAUACAGACUUUACACGCGGUACCUCAAGCCUGUACGUUCAAUCCUAGAUCUCACUCCAGAAAGGCUAGAAUACAACCACAAGCUAUAUGGCUAUGUCACCCGAGUGGGUGAUGGAGACAAUUUCCGUUUUUACCAUACCCCUGGAGGGGUUUUUGGCGGAUGGGGGUGGCUCAGGUCCAUACCCAAGGAUAAUAAGACACUAAAAAAUGAGACGUUGAUGAUCCGCUUGUGUGGUAUCGAUGCCCCUGAACGAGCGCAUUUUGGGAAACCAGCACAGCCAUACAGCGAAGACGCGUUGCAGUGGUUGCGCUCGUAUAUCUUGGGAAGAUAUGUGGUUGUCACGCCGUACCUGGUGGAUCAAUACAAGAGAAUCGUAGGUAAGUGUCAAGUAUGGAAAUGGACAGGAAAUAAGGACGUUUCUGCUGAGAUGUUGAAGCAUGGAAUGGCCAUUGUAUAUGAAGGGAAAGUUGGGGCGGAGUUUGGGGAUAAUGAAGACUGGUACAGGCGACUAGAGAAGAGAGCAAAGUUUUUCAAACGUGGUGUAUGGGUACUAGGGUCCAAGAUGUUGACACCUGGUGACUAUAAAAAGGCCUAUUAUCGAAACAACUGA
Lodderomyces theae is the source of this 711-nucleotide messenger RNA. RefSeq lists its product as uncharacterized. Bases 1 to 711 code for a protein of 236 amino acids. Gene Ontology annotation, cellular component: mitochondrion; cytoplasm. Lineage: Eukaryota; Fungi; Ascomycota; Pichiomycetes; Serinales; Debaryomycetaceae. The record is from RefSeq and is a predicted model, not a curated record. The transcript has a single exon.